UCAGAUAAUCAUAAAAAUAAGACCGAAUUGGAUAAUAUUAAUAAUGAUGAUUACUUUAAAAAUAACAAAUAUAUUGAUCACUUUGAGAAUAACGAAUAUGAUCAUUUUGAGAAUAAUUAUGAGUUUUUGAAUAAUAGCGAUAGUAUAAUAGAAAAUAAUGAUAUUGAUAAUAAUUACUCUGAAGAUGAGAUAUUAAUAUCUUUGGACUAUUCAGAGCUUUAUAAAGAAAUUGAAGAUUUAGAAAGUAUUUUUGUUAAUCCAUUUCAUGCUCCUAAAGUUGAUUUCAAUAAACCUAUCUAUAUUCCUAAGCCUAAUAUAAAUCUUAAUGAUUUAUUGUAG
This is a messenger RNA of Racocetra persica, 339 nucleotides long. The record is from the annotation of a GenBank genome assembly. NCBI's taxonomy places the organism in Eukaryota, Fungi, Glomeromycota, Glomeromycetes, Diversisporales, Gigasporaceae.